AUGGCUGAUCAUCUGAGUUCAUGCACGGACCGUCUCGUAACAUCUGAAUGCUUAAAUUCAGAGAGAGGAGGAUCCAACGAAUCUUCUGGAGAAAGUUCCAGAGCUCAUCAAGGCAGCACAAGCCUGCCUACUAGUAAAUCUAUGGAUGCCAAAACCGACGAAGACGCAAGAGAACAAGACGACGUCGAUGACGAAGAAGAACCGCUUAUCCAAUCUGUUGAGUGCCGUAUAUGUCAAGAGGAGGAUUCCGUUAAGAACCUCGAGUCCCCUUGUUCUUGUAGUGGCAGCUUGAAGUAUGCUCAUCGAAAGUGUGUUCAACGUUGGUGUAAUGAGAAAGGUGACACAAUCUGUGAAAUAUGCCACAAGCCUUAUCAAUCUGGCUACACAGCUCCUCCUCCUCCUCCUGCUGAUGACACUGUAAUUGACAUCAGUGAAGAUUGGACCAAUGGUGUUCCUUUAGAUAUGAAUGACCCGCGCAUUUUGGCGAUGGCGGCUGCAGAACGCCAUUUCUUCGACGCGGAAAUCGAAGAUUACGCUGAUUCUAAUGCAGACGGAGCUGCGUUUUGUCGCUCCGCUGCUCUUAUCUUAAUGGCGCUUUUACUGUUACGACAUGCUCUCAACCUAACGAACAACAACUCAGACGAGGAUGAAGACGAUCCAUCAGCUUUCUUCUUGCUUUUCAUGCUUCGUGCCGCCACUUUUCUUCUCCCCUGUUACAUAAUGGCUUGGGCUAUUAGUAUAUUACAACGCCGGAGACAAAGACAGGAAGCAGCCGCUCUGGCCGCUGCGGAAGUUGCGUUUAUGUUACACAACGGCGGUGGAGGAGGACAACGUAGAGGAGGACUGCACUUUGCUGUAGCACCUGAGCUUAUAUCUAAUCCACAUCACCACCCUGAAGCUUCACCGCAAUGA
Messenger RNA from Microthlaspi erraticum, 912 nucleotides. The record is from the annotation of a GenBank genome assembly. NCBI's taxonomy places the organism in Eukaryota, Viridiplantae, Streptophyta, Magnoliopsida, Brassicales, Brassicaceae.